Pocillopora meandrina is the source of this 10429-nucleotide messenger RNA. The record is from the annotation of a GenBank genome assembly. NCBI's taxonomy places the organism in Eukaryota, Metazoa, Cnidaria, Anthozoa, Scleractinia, Pocilloporidae.
CCAGGCCAAAGAUGGAGGACGUACUGCUAGGAAAUAAAUUAUUAGACGGUUUGGCAUGAUAUGUGCUGAUCUUCUUAACUAACAUGGAAGACGAACGAAUUGCUGCUCUUAUGAAAUAUGUCCGUGGAGAAAUAAGCUUUGAGCAGUGGAUUGAAAUAGGAGGAGGUGGAUCGGGCGAGGCAGAGACAGAGGACAUCGGCCUGCAAGAUGUCGAGGAGGUCGGACGAGAGGAAGAAAGCCAAGGACGAGCAGUGGAGAGUGAAAACAAAGGCGAAACUACUGGCAAGUUAUUUGAUUUUAAUUUGUAUUUAUUAUUGAAAAUAACACUCUUUUUUACGGUCCUUGAUGUAAUGCCCCACGCGAUCAUGAGCAGAUAGACCCAGUGAGGUGGGGUGAGGGAGAGUGCGGGCCAUAGCACCCAAGCUCCCCUCCCCCCCCCCCCCAUCAACUUAUGCCCUGUAUUUUACUGUUAUAAGAGGUCUUAGUAGGAAUCAAUGUUGAAGUUAUUCAGAGGUUAGGGGAAAGAUUAUAUAACGCCACACUUCCUUGUACAUGUAGUUGUUUGAUUAAUGAAAACAAUGGUGAAAGCAAAAGUUUACUUUGAGGCUACGGCUAUGAUGUACUGUGAAAACUUAGGUCAGGUGAUGACCUGCUGUGAGGGAAGUUCAUUUAUACUACACAAAGCAGCAUGCCUGGUUUUGUUUUUCAGAUAUGAUCACUGUUCUUGUAUCAGAGCCAAUGUUUGCAAAAUUGGCAGAAAUUGGAUCCACAGAAGCACCAACCACAGAUCUCCCAGGUGAACCACAUCAUGUUCCUGAUAGUGAUCCAAAUGACUGCAAUCUGGAGUCACAAAUGGCAUCCCAGCCAUCAGUUCGAAUGACCGAUCUUUUGCUCCAAGGAGCUGCUGCAAAAAGUGCCAAGAAACAUGGUGGUACUGGUGUUGAUGAAUUCAUGGAGGAGAUUCCUGUCCAAAAACGGCGAAGAGCGGGACGUCGUAAAUUGUAUGAGUUACCUCCAAAAUUAAAGAAAACCAUGGGUCAAGCUAAUAUUCUGUGGGCUAGAGGAGAAAUUGAGAAAGCUAAAGGAAUCUGUAUGGAGCUUAUUCGACAAGGUACUCAAUAAAUUAUAAAUUGCAAAUAAAAACCCUUUGAGAGAGUGACGAGCAUCUAAUUUCUCCUAACAGUAUCAUCCCUUAAUCAAGCACUAAGAUCACAAGAAUAAAGGAAACUAUCACCAACUAAAGAAGCUCGACUGAAUAAACAAAGUCUCGUUGUCAGCACCCUAGGAAAUAUAUAGAGAUUAGUAGGGAGAAUAUGUAUACUGAUGUUAGGGUGUAAAGGGCUAAGUACAGGUGUGUAAUAAUUGUGGAGCUUAAAAGUUUCAGAUCAAUUUUAGUACCUGGGCAAUUGCCCACCUACCCCUCCCCUAACCCAACAUUAACCCUAACUUGUUAUCAAUUGACUGUUGUUGAGUUAGGGGAGGGGUAGGUGGGCAGUUGCCCAGAUACUGAUAUUGAUCCAAAGUUUCUUUAUUUUGGUAUCUUUAAAAUACUUCUCUUUAGAUGUGCAAAGCUUUGGUGAUGUGUCCAAAAAAUUGACUUCGAUAAAGCUUCACCUUUAUGACUGCUAAGAGUUUAUCUUUUGGGUUCCUUCACAGCCAUUCCUUGCAGGUUCAUACAACACAUGUGUGGGCUUCAUCCUUAAGAACGCCAUUGAAGGAGACCUUUUAUCACUGUUAUGCAAGCUUAUGUACUAUUUCAUUUCAUUAAUAUAUAGCUGCACUGUAAUUGACGCAACACUUUUUUUCAUGUUAAUAUUUUGAUCUGAAUAACAAUUUUCAGUUCCAAAGUGUUCAGAACCUUUCCAGACCUUAGGAAUGAUGUAUGAAGAACAGGGAGACCAAGAGAAAGCACUGCAGGUAUUGUUGAUAAUAGGUUGGCUGUUCUGUGAUUUGAUGGGAAGAGUCAGUCUCAGAUUAAACACAAUUCCUUUGUUAUAGGCUUGUUACUGAUCUCUUUUCAUUUAACCCUUUGACUCCUAAGAAUGACAAGCAUCUAAUUUCUCUUUACCUUAUCACCCUUAAAUCACACAAUAAGGUCAGGAGAAUGAGAAAAAUGAUCACCAAGUAAAGAAGCUGUUGAUUGUUAAACAAAUUCUCCUUGUCAGCUUCUUAGGGAAUGUAUAGAGAACAGUUUGGAGAAUAUGCAAACUGACAUGUGGGUGUAAAGGGUCAAAUAGAAGAAAGUAUUUUCUUCUCAACAGUUUUUUCUGAUUGCUGCAUAUCUCAGCAAAUCGGGAGAUUUGGAGGAAUGGGUUAAAUUAGCAAUGAUGUCCCUUGAACAGAAUAAUUUGGAUCAGGCAUUAACCUGCUAUAAUCAAGGUAAGUAAGAUAUUUAAUUUUUAUGAGAUGUUUGCAAUUUUGUUCAGUCAUUCUUGUUCAUUAAAUGUUAUUCAUUGAUAGAAGGCUAAGUCACUUUAAACACACGCAUUACCUCUCUCCAACCAGGGGUAUAAACGGGUACCAGUGAAUAAUCAGGGAAGUUUGAUGAAAUGCUGGAGGGUAGCCUUGCAAUGGACUUGAAUCUCAUCCAGGGGGAUAUAGCGAUACUCAUAGUUGCUAAGGAAUCCAUGAUAAGUUGUGUGGGCCACUUGGAGAGAGACAGACAGACUUUACCUGCCUUUGCUGACAGUAGGCAAAGUCUUAAAUAAGGCCAAGUGAAGCCAUCAUUAACAUUGUUAGACCACAUGUCUAAGCCAGUUAGAAUAUGCAAAAAUGGCGAACAGUAAUAAGAUUUAUAUGUCUAUUGGAUGAUUAUAAUUAUCAUCAUGAUUAACAGAAAUUGAAAAUCUGCAGUUCAAGGCAAUAUGUCUGUGCAAAACAAUUCAAUAUUACAUGAAUGAUACUACUGAAGAAAUUUAAAGCUGGAAUAACUUUUGACAGUUAUGACACCAAAGCUCAUGUUGUACCCAUUUUCUGUAGCUCUGAAGCUGGAGCCGACAAAUUUAAAUGUUCUUUGGGACAGAGCAGCUUUGUGCUAUCAGAUGGGAGAUCAUAAGAAAGCUCUGGAGUUUUACGAAUCUGCCCUAAAGGUAAUAAUUUGGGUCAUUUUUUCAUUUCAUUGGUGGAUAAAUUCUAUAAAUGUAUUGAAACCAAUUGUCAAUUUGUUAUUGAUUAUUAAUUAUCAAUUAAUCAUUAUUGAAAAUGCUCAUAUUUGAUCAUGAAUUCAUGCAGAUUGUUGAGCAGAUUGAAAGAUGUUCAUGCAUUAAUUGUCCUAGAAUUGAUUUUGGUUAGUCAAUGUACUCUUAAAUAAAACUAAAACUUGAAUUUUUACCCACUUGUAGAAUGUUCCUUCAGAUGAUGGGGCAAAGUUUGUUGAGUUGUCUUGUGAAAUGGCUAAGGUGAGUAUCUUAGUUUCAUACUGACAGUAGACAAAUUCUGCUAUUUGCAAAAGACAUAGUAUUAUAUUAAGAUUGACAGACAACAUAACAGUUGCUUUAAGCAAGGAGGGAAAAUUCAUCCUGUGAUUAGGCCUUUAUUAUUAUUAGCACUGAGGCAUGAGGGUUCUUCCCUUGUAAAUAAGUUUUAAGGUCUUGAGCAACACUAGCUGGUAAGAGUGCUGAAGAGAUCUGGCACUGGUUAUGAAGUUGUCAGUUCCAGUGACCUCUUACAGACCUCUUUCCAGCUUGGGACUUGUCCACAGCUUCAAACUUUCUCAUAAGUGAAGAAAUUCCCUUACUGAAGCACUAAUUGUGAGGGCUUUCUGGCAGACCAUGGACAACUGAAUAUUUGAAGGAUAAAAGUAAUGUUUACAGAGGAGUUCCUUGCUAAAGAAACCAAUUGAAAUUGCUUGUUGUACAUUGUCCAAAGCUACUAUUCAUAUGAAGUAUAUCUGCGUUAUUUUCUUUUCUCAGUUGUAUCAUGAAAACAAGUCCCUGGAUGAGGCAAUAAAAGUAUUGCAAACUGCUCUUUCUAAACAUCCUGAUCAUGCAAAUAACCAAGGUAAAUUGUUUGUUUUCUUGUGUGUAACUGUGACAGAUUUAAGAACCUACUACUGGUACCCUUCCCUUCAAUUUACAAUGCAUGGUAAAUAUUCUCAAUUGUUUUUUCAUUUGUUUGUUUUUCUGUUAUGGUGGUGUACAAAAUGUAUAACAGUAUACAAUGUUGGGUUCCUAAUACUGAUCAUGAACUGCAUGUCUUAAGGUUUUAAGACAAGUUUUAUUUUACUACCAUUUGGAAUUUCUUUGUCAAUUGUCUUGUGUUUGAUUGAGGCACUUUGCUUAAUUCGCCACAAUGGAAACUUCUGUUUAAAAUUGUUACAUUGUUUUUAGCAAUUAACAUGUUGGCCGACCUUCACAUGACGUCAAAAGAUUAUAAGCUUGCUUUUGAGGUAAACUUUCAAACUCAACACACAUACAAUAGAAAUGUGAUAAAUGUUCUACUCAUUUCAUCUUCUGUACUAUAAGUCCAAGAUUUUUUUUUCAUUGUUGACUCAUGGCCUGUGCACUUCCUGCUUUGGGAGUGUAAAAUUGAAGGGGAAAUGAAACGGUGCAUAAGUCACAGUACAGACCUCAAACUCAGUAAAUAAGGGAGAUAUUUACUAACCAAAUGUUAUCCUCUGAGAAUGAAACUCAGGGCUAGGCUGCUUAUUUUACUUCAGUCACCUAAACUACUCUCAGAGUAAGUUGAAAUUUUUUUUGCUAUAUAUUGCAGAUGAUUUCAAAGUAUUGUGAUGUCAAACAAGAAGUCAUGUCACUUGACACAGGAGAGUCACCUCUGACGUCAUUUUCACAACUUAUGAAUGAUGAAGCUCAGGAAGGAGACAUUUCAAGAUCUCCUGAGAAAGACAGUGGUCACAAAAAAAUCAACUAUAUUAUACCUGAAGACCUUCCCAUUGAUCUUUGUGUCAAGUUCGCCAUAUGUCUUAUUCACUUGAGGCAGUUACAUGCAAUUAAGGUAUGGCAUAUGGUGCUAAAACAAGAAAUGACAGGUUUCAUCAACCUUGUUCCCAGGGUUCUCUCUUCUUUCCUCUUGAGGAAAAAAGAGAGGAUCCUGGAAACAAGGUUGAAGUUUCUUCUUUACAUGAUUGCAAUAUAGGAUCACAUUUUUUUGAAACUUUAAAAACUUUUAUUCUAGUUGUUAACUGUUAUCCUAACUAACCAAUCCAGCUGGAUUAGAAAGGUUGGCUAGUAUUUUGUCUGUCUUGGGUUUAAACAUUGAUUGCAAUUCAAUUAGUGACUUAACCUGAAUUAAUUUAACACCCUGUGUUAAGCAAACACUUGCGCAGUUGGCUAAAUUCGGAUGGAAGAGUCCGAAACUGAAUACUUGAGUUUUCCGCGUUUUUUGUUUGUUUGUUUGUUUGUUUAUUUUGUGUUGUUGUUUGUUUAUUAGGAGAUUCUUGUACCACUAUUCAUGGAGACAGUUGAGUCAGCAGGUGACCUGUACAUUGAUGUUGCUGAGGCUUAUGCGGAAAAUGGUGAGACAAUAUUUUAGUUUUAUCUUUGUAAGAAUUGAGUUCUGGGAAACGAGGCAGAGUCCAGAUUGUUUUAGGAUAAGGAAUUGAUGAGUGCCAAUUCAUCUGAGGAAAUUUUGAGCAAAAUGGGCCAAUGACACCUAGCAAACUUGUCACAUGUAACUACACAUAAUCAUUCGACCUCAUCGCCCGACCUAGAUUAACAAUAUAGCAGUCGAAACGUUUUUUCUCCAAUGAAUAGUUGGUACUUCGCAAUACAACGAUGUAACGUUCUUUUAAUUUAUUUAUAACCACAUUAAAAUGAACACACUUCUUUUGCUGAGCUAGGAUUUUUGUAUGAGGACAAGAACACCAGAAAAGAAAUUUAAAAAUGUAAGAGUAUCACCUAUGUAUCUCUUUUUUUGUGUGUGUGUUAAAUGUGUUGUAGGUGACUGUGAAGAAGCGUUACCCAUCCUGGAUAUGCUGGUAGCGUCAAAAAACUUUUCACUGGUAGGUAGCUUUUCCCUCGCCCUUGUAUUCUUCCGCACCUUAUCUUUCACGGAAAGUAUAAAUUUCCCAUUAGUUCUGUUUGAGCUGAGGUUUAAAACGAGGAGAGGUUGGCAAAGGGUUUAUACGUGACGCGUGAUCAAGCCCAAAAUUUUUACAUGACGCGAGUAGAUUUUGAUGGAAGGCAAGGUGAGGUGAGAUUUGAAGAUUCGCCUUUAAAAUUCUUGACUCGUCUAUUAAAAAUUCCACUGUGAAAUCCCCUCAGAGAUUUUUAAAACAGUGUUCUCCUGUUUAAUUCUACGGAAUCAUAUUCAGGACGUUACGUUUAGUUUAAACAACACUUCAGACUAUUUUUCCCCCGUCUCAUGGAUUUCGAAUUUUUUUGUGUAAUUAGCAAAUCUUAGUGAACUUUCUGGAAACAGAAAGAGAGGUCUUAGUGUCUUUAAUUAUGGCACGGCAAAAAUUGUGGUACGAAGCUUAUGAAUAGCAUAUAAAUUUCAUCAACCAAGUUGACUAUGUAAAUUGGCCACCGUAAAAGGUUUCUAAAGGCUGACAUUUCGAGCGUUAGCCCUUUGUCCAAGCUCGAAAUGUCAGCUUUAUCAACUCAGUUUAUAAAACAACCCAACCACCAACGCAGCUCUAAGUUGCUUUAGAAACUUACUUACGUUUAUUCAUUUUGCUGAAAAAUAACAACAACAGUUCCUCAAUUCAUUUUAGGCUGCAGUGUGGCUGAAAAAGGGAGAAUGUCUGACGUCGCUGGGCAGAAUAGAGGAAGCCGCUUCAGCUUAUUCAAGAGUUGUUAAUUUAGCUCCAAAUCAUCUGGAUGCUCGUCUUGUCUUGGCCUCUCUUCAUCAACAGCUGGGAAGACCCAACCAGGCUCUGGAUGUGCUAUCAGGUAAAUGACUUAAAGCGGACGAGAAGAGCUUAUUAUUUAAUUACAUUUCAACGCCAUCGUGGUUUCUGAAUGUAGCUCAUGUAAGACUGAGGGAAAGUUUGUCUACUUAGGAUGCGCGGACACUAUCGUCCGAAACUGGACUCUAUUGGCUGGACACUCUUCUCCAAAUUAAGGCACUACUUUUAGAAAUCGGACACGAUUACAAGGCAAAACUCGGACUACAUCUUCCAAAAUCAGACAGUAUCGUCCAAAAUCGCACUCUAUCGUUCUAAGUCAGACACUAUCGUCCGAAUUCGGACACUAUCGUCGGAAAUCAUUAUUCUGUCCUUUUAUCCUUUAACCUUUUAUCUAAAUCUGUUCUCCCGCUUCUUUUUCCCGCUCUUUAAACUCAUAGCUGAUCCAAGAGGAGAAGGGAUUGGAGAUUCUGUUGAGGACGAGGUUGCCAUGGAUACGAGUUCUGUGAACUCCGAGGGUACUGAAACGGAGCCUGCAGUACAACCUCAGGUUGGUUGACCCUCGACCUUGCCACACUGAUGAAUUUUUGAUUGAAUGACUGCAAGUUUUUUCUUUAUUAUUUUCAGGAUUUUCGUUUGCUCUUCCACAAGUGUGCGCUGUUACACUCACAGAGUCGCAUGAAUGAGUUUUUGGACGCAGGAAUAAAGAUGUUUCGUUUGUUUUUCAUCGAUGUGUAUUACAUUAAAGAUCUAACAGGUUUGUGAAAAAUCGCAUGUUUGUGUUUUUUUCCUCUUUCGUCUUUACAAAAACAGAAGUUACAGACACUUGUGAUAUAUUUGCCAUUUUGUUUUUGGAAGACAUGGCCUUGAAGUCAAGUAGAUUCAGAAGGGAACUGAUGCAAAAGGAAGCGUUGGAACAGGAAGAGUCGCGGUCCCGCGCAAGUAAGAUAUUCUUCUCUAAGUUGUCUUAUUUCCUGACAUGCUUGCGUUUCUAUGAAAAAGUUUAUAAUGUAAUAAUGACGACUAGUCUGAGCCAUCACGCGUCGCUGUUGUAAAGGAAACGUGACUCUGUAAUAAUCGUCACGCCUAACUGUUUACAUGGAGGAAACGUGACUCUGUAAUAAUCAUCACGCAUCGUUGUUUACAAAGAGGAAACGUGACUCUGUAAUAAUCGUCACGCAUCGUUGUUUACAUAGAGGAAACGUGACUAUGUGAUAAUCGUCACGCAUCGUUAUUUACAUGGAUGAAAUGUGACCCUGUAAUAAUCGACACGUAAUGCUGUUUACAUGGAGGAAACGUGUCUGUAAUAUGAUGAUUUAUUAAGAUAACGUAUUUCCUCGAGUUAUUAUUGUUAUUUUUAUUCUCAUCUUUUAUUAGCGUUUAGAUUGUUUUGUUGUUUUUUUAGGUGUUGUGGCCUGUAGUCGAGGAGACACUGGGCUGAGAAUUGAGGAGUGGUGGGAGAUGUUUAAAAAGGUAAGGAACAUUGUUAACUUGUUGGCAAAUUUUCUCAUUCGAUUAUUUAAUUGAUGGAUUGAUUUCAGUGAUCGUAGAGUCUCUGUGGCUUAGUGGUAAAGCAACGUCGCGCGGAAUCCGAUGAUCUGAGGUUGGACUACUCGUGGGGCUUAGAAUUUUUUCUUUGUCUCACGCUCGCGAGAAGAAGGAAAAAAUCUUUCUCUGUCUCAUUAUCGAGCUUAAAUUCACCAUCUUUUUUAUUCUUAUCACUCUAAUGAUGAUUAGGUUUUCGGAAAGAAGGUCAAUUUUACGUCCAAUAUUUUUUCCUUUGUUUCCAGGUCGUCUCAAGUCUUAGUGGCUUGAAGCGGCACUCUGAGGCACAACAUAUGGUAUUAUGUGCGCUGGCCUCUGAUCGCUUCUCCGACUCUUAUCAGACAGAACUGGUCUUCAUGAGUAUUGUAGCGUUGUACCUCAACAGAGAGUACAAAGUAGCGUUUGACGCAACAAAAAUACUCAUUGCGAGGGACAAAAAGAAUCCAGUCUUAUGGAACAUACUUUCUCGAAUUACCGCCAGGUCUGGGGACUGCAGACAUCAGCGCUAUGUGUUGAGGCUCUUGAUUAAAAGUCCUGAUGAGUUUCCGUUAGUUAUGUUCAGCGGUCACAAUGCUCUGGUCAGCGGAAGUUACCGAUUUGCAGUAGGUAGGGGUCCUUCUGUUACAGGCUAAGUAUUUUAGAGAGGUUUAAGCGAGUAUUGUGAGUCUAUUGCAACAGCCAAUCACAGCGAUAGUGGGUGACAGAGCGCACCAAAUCAGAGAAAAUGUACGUGAUCAGCAUCAGGCACUGGUAGUGUAGAUUCUGAUUGGUUGAGAAGUGAUACGAGACACAGGAUUUUUGAACCAAUCAGAGACAAUAUAUGAAAGCAAACUUUAUUCUCGGUCAGUUUGGGUGGUCGAUUGAAAAUCGCUCUAUUUUGAAGUUGUAGAAUCCCUGAUUACCAGGAUGUAUUGUUUUACUCCUUAAAUUUCUGAUUAAAUCUUUUUUUCUUUUAUUUUCUUUCAAUUUUAGGCGAAUACGUUCGAGCUUUCCGCCAAGCCCCAGAGGAUCCUUUGAUCUCGCUCUGCUUAGGCCUGCAGUACAUUCACUUAGCUUGCCAGCGGUUUCCAAGGAACCGACACUUUUGUGUUGUGCAGGUAGCCUGUUUUUUCGGCUUGACACCAAGUCGUUAAAAUAUGGAAUGUUUAGUAGUAGAUUUUAAAAAUGGAUCUAUAUUUUUUGUCAAUAGGGCAUUAUCUUUCUUUUUCAAUAUCUCGGUCUUCGCGGCGAAUGUCAAGAGGCGUUUUACAACAUUGCUCGUGCUUUUCAUCAGUUAGGUAAGUUCCUCGAUGUUAAAGUUUGAGAAUUUCCUUCAUAACUGGAAGGCCCAUAUGUUACUCUUUUAUAAUCCUAUAAUUUAGCCUUUCUUGUCUCCACAACAUGUUGAAAAUCAGCAGAAUAUUCGCUCAAAAGCGAGGCCAUGAGGGGAUGCUUCUCAUUAUAGUCGUUUAUUCAUGUACCUGUUUUUUUUUGUUUUUUUUUUAGUGUUUAUGAUGUCGAUUUUAUUACAGGUCUUCUUCAGUUCGCUGUCCACUACUACAACAAAGCUUUGGAAUUCCCUCUACACGAGGCCUCCAAAAGCGACGGAAGUAACCGUGGGAAGGUAUGGCUAGUCAACGCUAAAGGUUGUUUUCAACUUCCAAUUUUCAAUUUUCAAUUUUCAAUUUUCAACUGUUCAAUUUUUUAAUUUUCAGUUUUUUCACUCAUCAUUCUUUAAUUCAGCUUUCAGAAAAGCACGAUCUCCACAGAGAAACAGCAUUUAAUUUGUCUUUGAUUUAUCGAGCAAGUGGAAACGAGAUUAUGGCCAGAGAAUUGUUGAUGACUCAUUGUUGGGUGUGAAGGAUCUUUUCGAUAAACUUACUGCUUGUUGUGAGAGACUUGAUAACACGCCGAAUUCCGGUUGAGAGGCCUGGGUUCAAGACCGAUUGGGGGCAUAGUGUUGUGCUCUUAGGUGAGACAUUUUACUCUCACAAUGCCUCUCUCCACCUAGGAAUUUAAGUGGGACUGGGACUGGGACUGGUGACUUCAUGCGAUGGAGUCAAAGACAAGCUCUGUUGCCUGGUGAGUCACGUGCCUCGA